Pneumocystis jirovecii RU7 is the source of this 1350-nucleotide messenger RNA. RefSeq lists its product as uncharacterized. NCBI's taxonomy places the organism in Eukaryota, Fungi, Ascomycota, Pneumocystomycetes, Pneumocystales, Pneumocystaceae. The record is from RefSeq and is a predicted model, not a curated record. Gene Ontology annotation, molecular function: GTPase activator activity. Gene Ontology annotation, biological process: COPI coating of Golgi vesicle. Bases 1 to 1350 code for a protein of 449 amino acids. The transcript has 7 exons.
AUGCAACAUGCUUCUAGACAAGAGAGCCAAAAAUUUUUUUCAACUUUAAGAGCUCAGCAAUGUAAUCAGAACUGUUUUGACUGUGGAGCAAAUGGCGCAACAUGGGCAGCAACAACUUUUGGAAUUUACAUUUGUUUAGAUUGUAGCUCAAUUCAUAGAAAUUUAGGCGUCCAUAUAUCAUUCGUUAGAUCAACUAUUUUAGAUUCAUGGACAUGGGAUCAACUUCGUAUAAUGAAAGUAGGGGGAAACUUAUCUGCAUUAGAAUACUUCAACAAGCAUGGAGGAUCCUCAUUUUUAACCUCAAAAGAUGUAAAAGCAAAAUACACUAGUAAAGUAGCCACACUAUACAAAGAUGAAUUAAAACAAAGAGCUUUUUUAGAUUCUAAAUCUAAUCCUAAUGUUUUAAUAGAAAAUGAAGAACAUUCUUUAGAAAAUGAUAAUACAAAUGAUGAUUUUUUUGCUCAAUGGAGCGAUCAAACAUCUCAAAAAUCUACGUCAAUAUACAAUACAAACAUUUCAUUGCCAACUAAAAUUUCUACUGAUCAUGAAACGGAGAAAAUUUAUAACCAUAAAAAACCUUUAGAAUCCAAUUCACCAAAAGUAACUAAUAUUUUAAACACAUCUAAAUUAAAAUCAAAUAUUUCUGCAAAUAGAAAAUUAGGAAUAGGAGCAAAACUUACUCAAAAACUUGGAGCUAAAAAACUAACAGAAACAAUUGAUUUUGAUGAAGUAGAAAAAAACGUGAAACAAGAAAAUUCUAUCGAUUUAAAUCAUACAAUUGAAGAACAUAAAAUAAAAACAAAAAAGAACGAAGAUUCAAAUGAUUCAAAUAAAUCCGAUUCACAUGAUUUGAAACCAUCUUUAAAAAUUGGUUAUUCUGUUAGAAAUGAACCAGCAAAGCUUCAAAAAUUAUGUUUUGGGCAAACCACAAGUCUACCUAAAUCGUUCAAAACAAAUAACAAUACAUCUUCCAAAGAGACACCAACUUCUAAUAAUUUUUAUGACAUUACUUAUGCUCGUGAUAAAUUUUUUGGACAAAAAUCUAUUUCUUCUGACCAAUAUUUUGAGCGAAAUUCAUAUGAUUCUUUUCUUCAAGAAGAAGCCAAAACACGUUUACAAGAAUUUGACGGUGCUCAGUCUAUUUCAUCAAACCAAUAUUUUGGACGCGAAGACGAAGAUGAUAUAAAUAUACGAGAUUAUAAAAAUUUUGAAGAAUCGGCCAAAGAAUUUAUUCAAAAAUUUGCUGGAACAACAAGUAAUGAUAUUGAAAAUAUCAAGGAAGUGUUAAGUCACAGUGCACAAAAACUAUCCAAUAUAUUAUACGAAUUUGGUUCAAAAUACCAUUUUUAA